Messenger RNA from Stomoxys calcitrans (stable fly), 2270 nucleotides. It is a transcript of the gene Pdp, whose product is annotated as pyruvate dehydrogenase [acetyl-transferring]-phosphatase 1, mitochondrial. Gene Ontology annotation, biological process: protein dephosphorylation. The record is from RefSeq and is a predicted model, not a curated record. Lineage: Eukaryota; Metazoa; Arthropoda; Insecta; Diptera; Muscidae. The transcript is spliced from 5 exons. Gene Ontology annotation, molecular function: protein serine/threonine phosphatase activity. The coding region runs from base 299 to 1741 and encodes 480 amino acids.
AUUUCUCUUUACCGCCGUCGCCGUCGAUAUCAAUUAGGCAACUUCCUCAAGGCGAUUACAAUUUUCGUGAAUAAAAAUAAAAGUCCGUGGAGUGUAGUAGUGGAAAAUUAUUAUUACAUAUGCAUAUAUUUAUAUAAACUGUUUUGGGAAAACGACAAGGCGGCACAUUUUACGUAUCACUCAAGGAAUUACCAAGUGCAGAAAUCCAAUUGUAGGCAGCGACAGCCAUCAUCAAUCUGUCCAGGGCUCAUCAAGGAGUGCACGAAAAGACAUUAGAUCAUUUUUAUCACAUACAUAGAUGACCAUAUUAAUAUUGCUACGCAAUACGGUCGCCAAUGUACGACAGAGGACCCUUAGAGCCAAUGGAAAUGGUGGCUUUGUUGAGGUUAAACGAAAGUUUUGCAUCACCACACAAAGGCAAAAUCAACUGCCACAUUUAUCGCCGUACGAUGUUAAUUUAAUUUUACGUGAAAAUGAAUUUAUGUACACUUUCACCGACGAUCAAAGCACUGUUUUAAGUUAUGAAACUAAUCAAUUGGCGUCCAAUUCACCAUGUGAAGACACUAGAACAGAAGCGAGUUUUAAUAAUAAACCAGGGUUUAUUUGCGGAAUUUUCGAUGGCCAUGGUGGACCUGCUUGUUCUCAAGUUAUUUCAAAACGCCUGUUGCGUUAUAUAGCCGCCUCCAUUAUAGAUCGUAAGGUAUUAAAUGAACAAAUCCAAAACGGUUGCAAUAGUCAAACAUUUUUAAAGUGCCAUAAUGACAAGGUGGACUUUGUCAAGGAGAUCAAAGAUAUUUAUGAAGAGAGUUUUAUGAAAUUUAUCAAUCAUCUAUCCAGCCAAACGUCGAAACCUCGAGCUAAAGCAAUAGAAGAUGCUUUUUUGCUUCUGGAUAGGGAUAUGUCUGACGAGGCUUUAACUAAAACGAGUAUGAUGACUAUGUCUGUUGCUAUGUCGGGCGCUGUGGCUGUUGUAGCUCAUGUUGAGGGUCUUGACUUACAUUUGGCCAGCACUGGUGAUUGUACGGCUGUUUUGGGCACACAAUGCUCCGAAACCGGCCAAUGGACUUCCAAGAAGCUGAACAACGAACACAAUACCGAUAACCAACAAGAAGUUGCACGUAUUCUCUCGGAACAUCCCAAGGAGGAAAAUGACACCGCAAUACGUGGAGAUCGUUUGCUGGGCCAGCUGGCACCGCUAAGAGCUCUAGGCGAUUUCCGUUACAAAUGGUCCAAAGAAGAUUUGGACAAGCAUGUAGUACCUGUAUUUGGAGAGAACUUUGUUCCUCCAAACUAUCAUACACCACCGUAUUUAACGGCUAGGCCUGAUGUUGAACAUCAUCGCCUUACAGUCAACGAUAAGUUUUUAGUUAUGGGCAGCGAUGGCUUAUGGGAUUUCCUUUCACCAUCGCAAGUUGUUGCCCUUGUAGCCGAACAUUUAAACUCGAAAAUAAUAAUGGAGCCCGUAAAAUUGCCCAGCGGCGAUGUCACAUUGCAAGCUAUAUCGGAUAUUUUGGCUGAACGCAAGGCGGGACGCAAAAGAAAACCAUUGGAUCAAAACUCUGCAACACAUUUAAUUCGUCAUGCUUUGGGUGGCACCGAUUAUGGUGUGGAACACUCAAAAAUAUCGUAUUACCUCUCACUACCUCAAGAUUCUGUACGUUAUUACCGUGAUGACAUCACCAUUACAGUUAUUUACUUUAACUCAGAGCGUAUUAAAGCCUUAACAUCAAAAUCAUCAUAAUUUAUUUUAUUUUUGUUUUUCCCCCUGGAUUAUUUUUUUUAUCCUUACAACGCAUAACUUGUAAAUAGCUAAUUAGUUUUUUUGUUUGCCAAAAAUAGUUAAGUUCUUUGUGUUCCUUUACAUUUAAGUUAAACUUAAAAGAUUGCAGCUCUAUAGAUGUAUGCUAAUUUGACCACAAAGGUAUGGCAAUUGAAUACAUCACCACAAUAUAGUUGAAAAGACAAUUUGAUUUUAUUCCACACUUCGUGUAGGAAAAAGUCAAGCUAUGAGAAAUUGCUUAGAUGUCAACUAUUUCGUGGGUAUUGAAAUUGCCUUCCCUAAAUGUUUCUGAAUCCGAAUUAUAAAUGUACAAUUGUGGAUAGUCAAUUGCUAAAACAAGAAACUUUCAUUCUUUUUCUCAAUCAAUGAACAUAGCCGAAUGCCUAUGACUUGUCUGUAUACUAGAAUAUCAAAUAAAAAAAAAAUAUAAUCUCGUAAAAAUCUUCGGGAAAAUAAAAUUGAGUAUUGUAAAAGAUGGUGCAAUAAGAGA